Molecule: messenger RNA, 652 nt
Organism: Mytilus trossulus (common blue mussel)
Lineage: Eukaryota; Metazoa; Mollusca; Bivalvia; Mytilida; Mytilidae
Exons: 5
Coding region: 1-621 (206 amino acids)
Source: RefSeq, a predicted model, not a curated record
AUGGCAAUCACGUGCCAUCAGAUUUUUUACUGCCAUACACAAAGGAAACGAAAUUUACGACACUUUUGUUGUUCUUCCAAUUUAUGCAACAAAUACGACAUUACUACAUCUGCGACCAAGUUAACUAGUAAAGCAACAUCCACAAUCAAACCCUCUACAACAGUUCAAAGUGCUACGACCACUUUACACCACACUACAAUCAAUCAUAAUUAUGACUGCAAUGGUGGACAUUACUACCGAUGGAAUGGACAUGGGUACUGUAUUUUGUCCUAUACAAGCCAAUGGAAAGUUGACAGCCAUGCCCAUGACGUUGAUCCUUGUAUUCAACUGCAUAUGAAAAUGAUAACUCUGGAAACUGAUCAAGAACAUGAUGCAGUCAUCCAUUUUGUUAGAGCUAUUUAUAAAUACCAGGGUACUGUAUGGCUAGGUGCGAAAUUUUAUCCUGAAAACCAUACUCGCUGGCAUUGGCUUUAUAAUGAUCAUGGAAUAAGCGCUCAUAACUCACACUGGGAAUCACGUACGGAGGAACAGGAACAUCAAUGCCUUGGACUGCACGGAGAUAAAUGGGGGAGUGAUGACUGUACUCAGCAUUACCCUCACUUGUGUGAGAAAUCACUGUAGAACAGUACUUAAAAUAAAAAAAUAUCAGGAA